Messenger RNA from Penicillium vulpinum, 1260 nucleotides. RefSeq names its product protein-arginine N5-methyltransferase (gene rmt2). Bases 1 to 1260 code for a protein of 419 amino acids. Gene Ontology annotation, cellular component: cytoplasm; nucleus. The record is from RefSeq and is a predicted model, not a curated record. Lineage: Eukaryota; Fungi; Ascomycota; Eurotiomycetes; Eurotiales; Aspergillaceae. Gene Ontology annotation, molecular function: protein arginine N5-methyltransferase activity. Gene Ontology annotation, biological process: peptidyl-arginine methylation. The transcript has a single exon.
AUGCCCGAAGUCAUGAACGAUACCCCAGUGCACCUCACUGAGGUCGACAUCGACCUUGACGUUCAAGAGAUCCUCCUCGCUGCAUCACAACAUGACCAGUCCAAGCUGCGCCGUCUCCUCCGCACCCAGUCUCAGCUGCCCGAUGCCGCAAACGUCAAAGACACCGAGACCGGCUUUUCACCUUUGCACGCCGCAAUCGCCGCCUGCGAGCCCGAUACAGAGACUGUCAGCACGAAUGGUCAGACCACCUCAGACUCGAACCCUAAAGGCCUGGACGCCGAGACCCUGAAGUCAGGAGUGGAGACAGUCAAGUUUCUCCUACAGGAAGGCGCUAUCUGGAACGAGCUCGACACGAACAACGAGACACCCGGCUGUAUUGCGCGUCGAAUUGGCGCUCUCGAUCUAUAUGAUUUGAUCGUUGACGCAGGUGUUCGCGCAGAGUUACUGCUGAACCGCCUUGACGCAUAUGAAGAGCUAUCCGACGACGAAGAGGAGGAUGAGGAAGCCGAGGGCGAAACCGAAGCCGACACAGCACCGGAACUCGUCGAUGCUGCCGCCGAACUCCCAGAAACUACAACCACAACCACCCCGGUCAACCCAGAAGUCUCCAACACGCAGUACCUGGAGUCGCGCCUGAACAUCCAGAAUGACCGGAUCCUGGAUGCAGACCAGAACGGCGUGAUGAUGCGCUGGGAAAGCGACAUCAUGCUUAAGUCUGCGAAGGCACUGCUCCCGACACCCGGGUUGAAAGUUCUGAACAUCGGUCACGGGAUGGGUAUUGUGGACGGAUUCUUCCAGGAACAAGGGCCGGCAGUGCACCACAUUGUCGAGGCGCACGAGGAGGUCGUUGCGGAGAUGAAGCGUCGCGGGUGGGAUACUAAGCCCGGUGUUGUUAUCCACCAGGGUCGCUGGCAGGAUAUUCUCCCUGGCCUUGUGGAGGCUGGGGAGACGUUCGAUGCUAUCUACUAUGACACCUUUGCGGAGUCAUAUGCUGAUUUCCGGGACUUCUUUUCUGAGCAAGUUAUUGGGUUGUUGGAGCAGGAGGGUCGGUGGGGAUUCUUUAAUGGCAUGGGUGCUGAUCGUCAGAUCUCAUAUGAUGUCUACCAGAAGGUGGCGGAGAUGGAUCUCUUCGAGGCUGGGUUUGAUGUGAAGUGGGAGGAGAUUGCUGUACCCAAGCUGGAUGGCGAAUGGGAGGGUGUGCGCCGGGCUUACUGGGUUGUGGAUGAUUAUAGAUUGCCCCUGUGCAAGUUUAUGGAUUAA